Molecule: messenger RNA, 837 nt
Organism: Sinocyclocheilus anshuiensis
Lineage: Eukaryota; Metazoa; Chordata; Actinopteri; Cypriniformes; Cyprinidae
Product: protein FAM199X-like
Exons: 5
Coding region: 1-759 (252 amino acids)
Source: RefSeq, a predicted model, not a curated record
AUGGUUGGAAAGAAUUAUAUAAUAAAUAAAAAACUAAAUACGGUUGCAUCUCUAUUGCAGUUACCGGGCAGUGAUAUAGCCAGCGGCAGCGAUGUGCUCUCCGACAUCAUUCCCAGCGUGCCCAGCUCACCCUGCCUCGCGGCCAAACGGAAAAACAAACCGCACCGAAACCUGGACGAGCUGCCCUGGAGCGCCAUGACCAACGACGAGCAGGUGGAGUAUAUUGAGUAUUUGAGUCGAAAAGUGAGCACAGAGAUGGGACUUCGGGAGCAGCUGGACAUCAUAAAAAUAAUCGACCCGAGCGCACAGAUUCUGCCGACGGACAGCGAGUUCAUCAUCGAGCUGAACUGCCUCACCGAUGAAAAGCUCAAGCAGGUGCGGAGCUACAUCCGCGAGCACGGUCCGCGGCAGCAGCGCAGCGUGAAGAGGAGCCUGGCGAGCAGCGUGAGCGCUCACAGCAGCAGUGACGCCAGCAUCACCAGCAGCAGCAUCAGCAGCAGCAGCGCCUCCACCGCCUCCAGCAUCAGCCGCGCUCACAGCGACGGGAACCUGGCCUCCGCCGCAGAGAGGAUACGAGACUCCAAGAAGCGCUCCAAGCAGAGGAAGCUGCAGCAGAAGGCUUUACGCAAGCGUCAGCUGAAGGAGCAAAGACAGGCUCGUAAGGAGAGACUGAGCGGUCUGUUCCUGAAUGAGGAGGUGCUGUCUCUCAGAGUCCCGGAGGAGGAGGACCACUGCGAUGACCUGGACGUGCUGAUGUGACCCCAGUGACACUUCAGUGUUCCUUCUAUGCCUCCUCCUCCUCCUCCUCAUCAUCACACACACACACACACACACACA